AUGACCUUUGGCCUAACCAACACACCUGCUGCAUUCCAACACUUCAUGAACAAGCUAUUUAAAGACCUACUUGACGUCUGCAUUAUCAUUUACCUUGAUGACAUUUUAAUCUACUCUAAGGAUGACGCGUCUCAUACACAGCAUGUUCACAAAGUCCUACAGCGCUUAAUGGAAAACCAGUUGUUCUGCAAGGCUUCCAAAUGUACCUUCCACAUCACAUUGGUGGAAUACCUAGGAAUAAUUGUAUUGGAUAAAGGUUUCAGCUUGGAUAAACUCAAAAUCCAAGCUGUCCAGGAUUGGCCAACACCAACAAAGGUCAAAGAGGUUCAGUCAUUCUUAGGGUUUGCCAACUUCCUACACCAGUUUGUUGCCAACUUCAGUCACAUGGCCAGACCCUUACAUAACCUGGUAAAGAAGGACACACCUUGGAAUUGGGAUACCGUGGAACAAAAAGCAUUCCAAGGAUUAAAGGACGCCAUCACAAAUGCCCUGGUCCUCUGCCAUGCCAAUCCAUCAAAACCUUACUUCUUGGAAACAGAUGCAUCUGGCGCAGCCAUGGGUUCUAUACUCAGUCAACAACAGGAAGACAGCCAGUUACACCCUCUUGGUUUCCUAUCUGAGUUGUUCAAAGGGGCUGAGCAAAAUUACAACACACAUGACAAGGAGCUCCUAGCAAUCAUUUGCUCCUUUGAGUACUGGCGUAUUUUCCUGGAGGGAACCUUGCAUCCCAUUACCAUGUUCACCAAUCAUUGCAACCUGGAAUACUGGAGGGAAUCCCAAACAUUCAAUUGCUGUCACGCAAGAUGGCACCUGCUGCUGGCCAGAUAUAACUUCCAAAUUGUCUACCAACUGGGAAAACAAUCAGGAAAGCCAGAUGCACUAUCUUGCCACUCAGAUCACGCCAACAUCCCUCCUGCCAACCAGACAAUGCUCCCGGAUCCUGUAUUUGCCAAUGUAGCCCUGGUAACCCCAGAGAAAGAACUCCAGCAACAAAUUGAAGCUGCCUUAGACCAAGACAAAUCACUGGAGGAAAUACUACAAUUCCUCCAAAACAAGUCUAAGGCACCUCUGUCCAUCAAACGUGCCUUCAAGGAUUACCAAAUAGAAGCUGGACUCCUCUUCUAUCAAGGGAGAAUUGUGGUGCCUGAUGUGGGAAGCUUACAAACAGAGCUACUAAAGAUCUUUCACAAUAGCCCCUUGGCUGGUCACCCAGGUAGACAACAGACAUUGGAAUUAGUCUCAAGGAACUACUACUGGCCUGGAAUCCGUGUGGACACAUAUUGGCAUGUGGAUUCCUGUGAAAUGUGCCAACAUAUCUGCAAACCAAAGUAUGCCCCCAUUCCCCCGCAGCCCCUGGAACUACUGUCCAGACCCUGGCAACAUGUUUCCUAUGACAUGAUAGUAGACCUGCCCAAGGAUGGGAACCACAAUUCUAUUUUGGUGGUCAUUGACAGCUUCACUAAGUACGGCAUUUUCAUCAAAUGUUCAAAAAGGUUGAGAGCCCCCAAACUAGCAGAACUGUUCCUGGAAAACGUCUGGAAAUGCCAUGGCAUGCCCAAAAAAACAGUAUUGGAUAGAGGCAGAGUAUUCAACAACAAGUUCCUAAGGGCCCUAUACAAGCAACUAGGGAUAGACCCUCACUACUCCUUGGCUUACCACCCACAAAGCAAUGGACAAACAGAACAAGUGAACCCUUCCAUUGAACAUUCCCUCAGGGCUUACUCAGGCAUCAACCAACAGGACUGGGCAAAAUGGCUUCCCAUGGCUGAGUUUGCAUACAAUAACACCAUACAUAGCAGCACCGGAAAAACCCUGUUCAAAGCCUUAUAUGGAUGGGAACCCUCCUUGACACCAACCAAUGUACCAACAGAUGUUCCCAAGGCCAACAAACUAGCCCAAUCCAUGGAAACUCAGUGGAGGGAGGUGGAAGCAGCACUUUGGCAAUCUAAGACAAGGAUGACUGCUGGGGAGGAAGGAAGCCCAACAAUAUUUGAAAUAGGAGAAGAGGUAUGGCUUGACGCCAGGAACAUUAACCUCAAGACCCUGAGUCCCAAGCUGUCAGAACAAUGCUUAGGACCGUUCAAAGUCAUUGAAAAAAUCUCCAAACGUGCAUACAGGCUUGAACUUCCCCCAACCAUGCGUAUACACAAUGUCUUUUACGUAGGGCUCCUGUCAAAAGUCAAAAGGGAUAACAAAUGUGCCUUUGUAAGCCGCCCACCACCAAUCACCGUUGAUGGAGAAGAAGAGUAUGAGGUUGAAGGGAUAACAGACAUGGAGGAAAGAAAUGGAAAAUGGUUCUUCAGAGUCAAAUGGAAGGGCUAUGGACCGGAAGAGAAUAUGUGGGAACCCUGGGAAAACCUCAAAAAUGCGGGAAAGAUUUUGAAGAAGUAUGAGGAAGAGAUAAGAAAGAAGGCCCUUAGAGGGGGGGCAGUGUUGUAG
This is a messenger RNA of Rhizoctonia solani, 2439 nucleotides long. Its product is annotated as Retrotransposable element Tf2 protein. NCBI's taxonomy places the organism in Eukaryota, Fungi, Basidiomycota, Agaricomycetes, Cantharellales, Ceratobasidiaceae. The record is from RefSeq and is a predicted model, not a curated record. The coding region runs from base 1 to 2439 and encodes 812 amino acids. The transcript has a single exon. Gene Ontology annotation, molecular function: nucleic acid binding. Gene Ontology annotation, biological process: DNA integration.